CGCUACGACGACCACCACAUCUCUUGUUGCCAGCGCACGUCUUAUCCCUUCCCGACUACCGUCUGUCGCGUAAAAGCCGAUACCCUACAUAUUUUGCGAUUCAAUUGAACGCUCGAAGCCACCAUCGCAACCAUGUCCGACCCGUUACUCUUCGAAGACACCUUCACGAUCACCGCGAUCAACUCCCAGAAAUAUGACCGUGUUUCGCGUCUGAGCUGCAACUCGACCGACACCCUUUCGCACUUCACCCUCGAUGUCAACUCCGAGCUUUACCCUUGCGUUGUUAACGAGUCGCUGAACAUGGCUCUGGCCUCGACGCUUUCUCUGGAUGGCAAGGACGACUCCGGUUCGAAGGGCUGGAGAGAGGUUGGAAUGGGCGAGCAGACUUUGGCUAAUGACUACGAUUAUGUCUGCCACGGCAAGGUUUACCGCUUUGAGGAGGGUUCCAGCCAGGGUAACAUGGCCGUUUUCAUCUCUUUCGGUGGUCUUUUGCUUUACCUCGAAGGUCCUUACAAGAAGCUGGCACCCUUGAGGAUCGACUACGUGUAUCUGCUCCUGAAGAAAUAGAGAGAAAAAAGAACUUUCACGACCAUCACAUAUAGUGUUCAGAAGGUCUGAGGCGUUGGCCCGUUCUGUCUCGGAUAGUCAGAAAAGUCUUUUGCAUGCUUGGGGUACUUUGAUUGCAGCGCCGGCGUUUGAUUGGUGAUAGGGUAUAUCAAAUAGAACAUUAAAUCUUGCU
Molecule: messenger RNA, 739 nt
Organism: Aspergillus costaricaensis CBS 115574
Lineage: Eukaryota; Fungi; Ascomycota; Eurotiomycetes; Eurotiales; Aspergillaceae
Product: DNA-directed RNA polymerase core subunit RPB8
Exons: 2
Coding region: 133-567 (144 amino acids)
Biological process (GO): DNA-templated transcription
Cellular component (GO): RNA polymerase II, core complex; RNA polymerase I complex; RNA polymerase III complex
Molecular function (GO): DNA-directed RNA polymerase activity
Source: RefSeq, a predicted model, not a curated record